AAAGAGAUGAGGAAUUAGGAGCAAGGUAAGAACCAAGAAAAAUAAGAACGAAACAAGAAGCAAAACAAGAGUUUUGAGAGGGCUUGAGCAAUAAAUAAGGAAUAGAAACUUUGUGUUUGGCUUGAGUUGUGCUUUCUGUAGUAUUGUUAUUAAGGAAUUUGAAUACGCAGAAAUGCUUGUUGGCGAGGUGGUGUCUUUUUUGAUUGGGAGCACAGGGAGAAUUGAACCGGAGGUGGCAGCAGAGGCAGCAAAGGCAGCGAACGCAGCAGAAGAGGCAGAGGAGACAGAACAGGGGUCUGGGCCGGGACACGCGUUUCAGAGACCAGAGGCGGCGGAGGGGGCAGAGGGGGCAGAGGAAACAGCAGCAGGAGCAGGACGAUUGGCUGUGCGAGUCGUGAAGCAGGGUAUUAUUAGAACUAUUAGAAUUCAGCAACAAGAAACAAGAAGCUUUUUUUCUCUUGUUUUUUGAAAACAGCAAAAGAACAGACACACCCAAGGGAGGGCUGCACACACCACACGCAGCAAAUGACCAACCAAUUUCCGUGCUUCCAGCGGUCCCACCGCUCCCGUCAGCUCUCUGAUUGGCUGC
Ascoidea rubescens DSM 1968 is the source of this 589-nucleotide messenger RNA. RefSeq lists its product as uncharacterized. Bases 173 to 469 code for a protein of 98 amino acids. NCBI's taxonomy places the organism in Eukaryota, Fungi, Ascomycota, Saccharomycetes, Ascoideales, Ascoideaceae. The transcript has a single exon. The record is from RefSeq and is a predicted model, not a curated record.